GUCGCCCCUGCCCCUAUUUCUGCAGCCCCCGCGACGGGGGGUUGGACCGAUACCGGGGUUGAACUGGAAAUGGCUGCCGCAGAGCCUCGACCGCUGCAUAUCGACGCGCCCCCGCCCUCCGCCACGCCCCCAAAGGGCGUGCUUGAUGUUAAACCCGCCGCGUCCAGUGAUUCCCCCAUUACGGGUGCCAGUGAAAAGGUGGAAAAGGUUCUUCGGAAGCCCUUUUCGUUCUCGUUCAACCGCAGAAGGGAUCAACGGAUGGCCGGAUCUAAACCUUCACCACAGGAGGAGGAUCAGAAACCUGCAGCCGUUGACUACUACAAACAAAUCGAAAAACUUAGAGAAGAAGAAAAAGCCAAAGAAUCGGGACAUAAAAUAGGAAACGAAGGAGUUAUUUCGGAACCCAUUCGUAUACACCCAUCAGAAGAAUUGAAAGAAGGUGAAAGUGAAGAAGUUGUAGUUGAUGAUAGUAAGGGUGCACAUGCGGAACCCACUGAAGAUAAAGUGAACCAUGAGGUCGAAAAGGAAGCUGCGGCCAGCAAACAUCACGACCAUAAACAUAAAGGUAGCGACCACCACCACGCGAAGGGUGGAGGCAAAUCGUACCACUCCGAGCACCACGGAAGCCAUGGCGAUAAAGGCGACAAGGGAUACAAAGGUCAUCAUCACCAUGAAAAGGGACAAAAAGGACAUCACAAGAAGGAAAACCACAACAACCACUACGAAGAAAAAGAGGGACAUGACAAGGAACACCACCAUGACGAUGGGUACCACGCUCAACAUGAGAAGGGAGAAGAGGGCAAGAAGGGAUCUAAGUUCCAAGAAGAAGGUGAACAUUCUAAGGGUCACAGCACCAAAGGAGAACACAACAUCCGCAAAACCGAUGAGUUUGAAAAGAAACAGGAAUUUUAUGAAGAAAGCCACGAAGGAGGCGAUUUCGAGAAGGAUGGAGAGUUUUAUCAUGAAGAUGGUUACAAGAAGGGAGGCCACGAAAAAGGAGGCCACGAGCACGGUGGAGAAGAGCACUCCCACCAUGGGAAAGAAAGUAAGCACGAGAAAGGAGGUCACCAUCAAGAGGACAAAGGCCACAAAGACGCAGGAGGCCACGACAGUCACCACGAUGAACACUCGACCCAUGGCAAGAAGGACAGUCACUCUGGCGGAAAAAGAUGGCACUACCAUGACGGAGAUGAUGGGGACAACGAUGGGAAACACUCUGCUCAACAGAUUGUCAUCCAACCUCAGAAUUCCCAAGAUGCAGCAAGCACCUUAUUGGCUGUCAAACAGCUUCUGUCCCCCUUGCUUGUCUUUAAUAACAUGGAUCAGUCUAAUGCUGUGGCUGCUAAAGAGGAAAGUCAGGAGGUUCCUCAGUAUCAACGACCUCGAGGAGAUGAUGGUAACCUCCGUCCACGAGGUCAGUCUGACUCAUUCUUGGAAGAAGAGCAGCCGACGUUUGUCGAAACAGCGAACAAACCGAAAGUGUUUGUUCCUGUUCGAACUAUCACGACUACUGAGCCUCCUCUUGCUAUCAAAGUGAUCUUCCCAGAGGAGGAGAAACCUGCUUAUACUCCAAAGAAGACGAAGCAACACCAACAGUACCGUGCACCAGAAAAUACUUACACGUCGAAAAAAGUACACCAGAAUCUAGAUGCCUUCCCACAAGAUGUCUAUAACGGAAUCAAGAGCGAAAUCAGAAACGACUUAGCACAGCACAACGGACACCAAUCAGGUGAUAACGGCAAGAACAUCGACUCUAUCAUCGAAGAAUUCAAGAAGGAGAAUAUUCUACCUGCAGAUCCGCCAAAACAGGAUCUGCUUGAACCAAAAGCCACAGACCAGAACCUUGAUACGAAGUACGACGAGUACUUAAGUUACAUACGUAGUCAAGUCCAGCAGCCUAGCGAGGAAGCGUCGAACAUUAGGGAGAAGUACAGACAUUACAAGUACAUCCCGCCAAAGCCUGAAACGCCGGAAGCCUUCACAGAAGCCUCGAAUCAAGUUAAGAGUGUAAUUCAGGAUCUGAACAGUGGGGUAGCAAUCAAGCAGUAUCCAGCAGGGUUCAGACCUCUCAAGGACCAGAAGACAAGUCCCAGUGUGAUAGAAGAUAAAGAAGAACCGUGUCCGAAGAAGAAGCAUGCACCGCCUGACGCCCACGCGAGUGGCAACACCGUCCAAGAGAUCACUGCCAAAGUGGAAUCAAUGGGAAGUGCUUCAUCAUUUUUGAAACCAAUCGUAGUGGCGGAUCUUGGUGACAGUGAUAGUUGAACAUUCGAAUUCAAAUUGUGAUCUUUUUAAUUUAUUAAGUGUUAUUUUUUAUAUUUUAUUAAUAUACGAUGCUGUUUUGCAAUUGCUUAUUUAAGACUGUUACAUACGUAAAUGAUAAAUAUGAAUUUUAUGAAAAAGAUAACACUGUCAACCUACAAGUGGAGCGGAGAAGCUAUUUUAAGCACUAUAUUUACAACGCAAGUUGUACAAAAUUACAAUUGGUUUUGAACAGCUUUUUAUGAUAAGAUCAAAUUGAAACAGCCUAAAUGGUAGAAUACUAUCGUCUUGAUCAGUCUGUAGAUCCUUAAUAUAGACUUCCACAUUCUUGAUACCCUAAGAACAAAGGUGCAGUUGUAUCGGCUAGUGUUUAGGCUACAUAUCUUCACGCAGCUAAAGUACAGUCCUGACGAGUCCAUCUCGGAGUCAGAAUGCGGUGUGGCUUGAUCAAGGCCACCGAGGUGUACAAUUCGGUAAUAUAUUUUUAUCUAUCUGCAAAAAUGUUUUUAGAAAAUAUUUUCCGCCUAUAAAAAAACACGGAGAAAACAAAAUGUGUCGGAUCGAAUAGUGAGAUCCAUACGUUAUUCAAAACUAUAUUUUCAUCAUUUCUGACAAUCUAUAGAGACCAAUUUAACAUGAUUUCUAUUUUUUUAUCUGAAGGUAGUUUUAGCAACAAGUAUCUAGGACACUAAUAGAAUUACGUGAUUAGCUCAAGAAAGCACUUAUGCUCUCUUUAAAAGAAAAGUCAUAUAAAACCCCGUUAUGUAUUGAAACUAUAGAUCCCUGUUAAAGGAUAAGAAAUGAACGUACUUCUAUGACUGCAAUGUGUGCCCAUUCACAAAUUAAUAAGUUUCAGCAGAUAUAAAUUUGGUAUAUUUUAAACUCGAUUGCUAAAACAACCCUUUAAAAUAGCAAAAACAUUUACUUCCGUUCAAAAAUUCUAGGUAAUUAUGUUUUUUUUUUGACAUUAUUACCUUUGGUAUAUAAAUAUCGGCAAUGCGUUAAGCAAGGACCUAGUUUGUUAGCCUAGUGUCAAAACGUAAAAGAGAUGUGUGAGCAGGGAAAAAUAUUCUUUUUUCAAUUAUCAAUCAAAAAAUUAAACAGAAAAAUCCUUCGUUAUUUUAUUUCACUUAAAUAUAGUAGAAUGCACAAAUACAGAAAAGUGAACGGACGGCCUCAUUACUAGGGAGCUAUAACAGACUUAAUAGAUAGUAAAUACAAAAUAUAAUAGCUAGAUAACAAAUACAUUUCCAAAUAACAGAAAAAUACGAGUACGUUUCUACUUAUUGGCAAAAAUACGAGUGUUUUCUUAUGUAGGUUCAUCAUAAAACAGCUGUUCAAAACCAUAGAACCAGAUCAAAACCUAUUUGAUUAAAUUUGGUGCCAUUGAAAUCGAUUUUGACAGCUUCUCGCUUUGAAAUAUCAUUUUGGUGAGUAUCCCAGAUAUUUGUAUAUUUGUUAAUACAUAUAUGUUUAGUUGAUAAUUUUUUAUACUGUACUCAUUUAUGUUCAAUAUUUAUCUCUAUGAUUAAUGUGUACCAACUAUGUAUGUAAAUAUUGAUGGAUGAACGGAUCCACGAAUUUCCUUAAAAAAUACCAGACUCGGUGAGGGAUAGAUCGCCCGCUUCUUCUGUAGAUGUAUUUUCGCAAGUAUCCAAUAUCCAAGUGUUGUUUUCCAACAAUACUAUAAAGCCGAUGUUAAAUAAAAAC
Molecule: messenger RNA, 3972 nt
Organism: Acanthoscelides obtectus
Lineage: Eukaryota; Metazoa; Arthropoda; Insecta; Coleoptera; Chrysomelidae
Source: the annotation of a GenBank genome assembly